GGUGCACGGCCAAAGAUCAACAAGAUGCCGGUCGCCGCGCGGCAGCAUCCCCGCGGGAGCCGUGACACCUGACGCGCCAACAGACCACCCGGUGGGCGGUGGCACGGCAGCAAGCACUCAUCAGCCUCCACCUCCACCUCCACCUCCGCCUCCACGCGCUGGGGCGGGCGGCGACCUCCCACCCGUCUCGCACGCCGAGAACCUGUUUGUUUUUCUUUUCUUUUCCCCGAUUCCUUUCUCGCCCGCCCAGUCGCCCUUCCCCGGGUCCACAACACUUCCACUCCCUCAACCCCACCAGACCCCUCAACUGCCACAUUUCCGUCGCUACCGGAGCCGCCACUCCCACGACCACGAACGCCGGCGACCGAGCGGAAACGAACCAGUUAUCUAGUGGAGCUGCCUCGUCCAAGGUACUGUAAUGUCCUUUCUAUUCAAGUCUAGCAAUGGUGGUACCACUGAAAAAACCAUGCCCCUGGAAGAACAGCAAGAAAAAAUAAAUGAACUACGCAAGGUGCUUGGUGACCACUCAUCACCAGCCAUUCAAGACUUCCUUUCAGAUGCCUCAUUAGCGAGAUUUCUUCGAGCAAGGAACUGGAAUGUGCAGAAAGCUAGUAAAAUGAUGAAAGCAGCUGUGAAGUGGCGGCUUGCAUUCAAACCUGAAAACAUCUGUUGGGAUGAUAUUUCAGAGGAAGCAGAGACCGGAAAGAUAUAUAGGGCAGACUAUAAGGACAAACAUGGCAGAACUGUUCUUGUAUUGAGGCCUGGUUUAGAGAACACUACCUCAGCAACAGGACAGAUCAAAUAUCUAGUCUACUCUCUGGAGAAAGCAAUUAUGAACCUGACGGAAGAUCAAGAGAAGAUGGUAUGGCUGACAGAUUUCCAGUCCUGGACAUUGGGAAGCACACCACUGAAGGUGACCCGUGAGACUGUCAAUGUCUUGCAAGACUGUUAUCCUGAGAGGUUGGGGCUUGCAAUCCUUUACAACCCUCCUAGGAUAUUUGAAUCAUUCUGGAAGAUAGUGAAGCCGUUCCUGGACCAAGAGACCCGCAAGAAGGUGAAGUUUGUGUACUCCAACGACAAGGAGAGCCAGAAGAUAAUGGCAGAAGUCUUUGACAUGGAGGAGCUCGACUCGGCAUUUGGGGGAAAGAACCCAGCGACAUUUGAGUACAACAGCUACGCAGAGCGAAUGCAGGAGGACGACAAGAAGAUGGGAUCGUUGCACAGUUCAACCAAUAGCUUGCUUGAAUCAGCUGAGAAGGAGGCUAAUGGCGCAGACUCGGACGCCUCAAGUGAGGCCUCCUUCUACAGUGGAACUGACUCUCCGAAACAUGAGGACGGUGAACACAGCAUCGCAAAGAAGAGCGGCUGAGCUAAACUGCUUUGAUUGCUCAAAUUGAGGGAGCUGAGGAAUGGAAUAGGUCAACAUAUCUAGCUUGAACGAUUGUCAGGACCGAUGGCGAUGAGCCGAUGACAGAUUACAAGCUGGUUAGAUAACGUUGCCGGGUCUAGGCGGAAUGUAUAUUUGCUGCUCAUGAUAUUAGAGUAUAUGUAAGAGUUUGGACCAUCAACGCUGAAUUGGUGAUGCGUUAUACAUCUUUGGAAUAAGUUUAACUUCUCCGCGGUACAUGUUUGGUUACUCGUUGACGUCGCCCAAUGUAUAUUCCAGUUCCCAAUGUCUCUAACAGCGUUUAUCAACUUGGACCAUUGUAUGUCUUGGAAAUUAAAAUGUACUCUAUCUAUUC
Molecule: messenger RNA, 1742 nt
Organism: Sorghum bicolor (sorghum)
Lineage: Eukaryota; Viridiplantae; Streptophyta; Magnoliopsida; Poales; Poaceae
Product: random slug protein 5
Exons: 6
Coding region: 419-1369 (316 amino acids)
Molecular function (GO): phosphatidylinositol transfer activity
Source: RefSeq, a predicted model, not a curated record